Messenger RNA from Pleuronectes platessa (European plaice), 3116 nucleotides. RefSeq names its product F-box and leucine rich repeat protein (gene fbxl9). Gene Ontology annotation, cellular component: SCF ubiquitin ligase complex. The transcript is spliced from 11 exons. Gene Ontology annotation, biological process: SCF-dependent proteasomal ubiquitin-dependent protein catabolic process. Lineage: Eukaryota; Metazoa; Chordata; Actinopteri; Pleuronectiformes; Pleuronectidae. Gene Ontology annotation, molecular function: protein binding. The record is from RefSeq and is a predicted model, not a curated record. Bases 261 to 2264 code for a protein of 667 amino acids.
CGGUCAGCUGCCGGAAGUGAGCGGCGCGGGGACCCGCUCAGUGUAAAGUAGCUUAGUGAGGAGACCGAGCCGCGUCCCUGUGCAUUUGAGCGAGUGACAUGUUCCGCGAGUUCACGCAGAAUGUCACGAGUUCGAUUCUCUUUAGCAUUAUGUUAGCUUGAAGGCUAACUGCUGCGUUGUUUUAAACAGCGCGACUAGCCAGCUGGAGGCUAGCUGCGUUGACCUGUCAUGGUCCUGAGGUGUUUCUACUGACGGAGGAGAUGGGGGACAACGAUGGAGAGGACGCGAGGGACACACCUGAGGACUCAGCUGGGGACACACCUGAGGACACGCAUGAGCUUCCUAUUGAGAUUAUCGUUUACAUCCUGAGUUUCCUUCAUGCGUCGGACAGGAAGGAGGCCUCGCUCGUCUGCCGCAGCUGGUACAGCGCCAGCCAGGACCUGCGCUUUCAGAGGAACGUCACCUUCUGCUUCCCGGCCUCCGCCUCGUCCCUGGAGCUGGUCAGGUCUCUGGGCAACAAGUCCUGCUGCAGCCUGAUAAUCAGCCAACUCGAUGGCUUCAGUAUGUCCAGGUCGCUGCUUCUGGAGGUGGGUCUGAGUCUGGGCUCCAAGCUGGAGAGCUUGGCCCUGCCUGGGAGCAGCGUGACGGAGACCUCCCUGCUGGCCCUCCUCCCUUGCCUGACCUCCCUCCGCAGGCUGGACCUCCGGGGCCUGGACAGCCUCUUCAUGUCUGGAGCGUUCCUCUCCAGGGAGGAGCACCGCCAGCAGGUCAGGUCCGCUCUGUGUGGCCUGGAGGAGCUGGACCUGUCCGACCUGCGCUACCUCUCCGACCUCACCUUUAAUCGGCUGACCAGCUGCACCCCCCGCCUCCGCCGCCUCUCGCUGGCCGGGUGCCACAUCGCCUUCGAGUUCGACCCGUAUCGGGGGUGCCCGGUGGGGGCCGUCGAGGACUCGUCGGCGUUACUGUCGCUGAGGAACUUGAAGCGGUUGUUGAUGGAGCAGAGGUCCACACUGGUGGUUCUGGACCUCAGCAGAACCUCCAUCACGCCCGAGUCACUACGCACUGUUGCACAGGUUCAGGGUCUGGUCUUGCAGGAGCUGUUCCUCCAGGGCUGUAAGGAGCUGACCAACUACUCGGUGGAGGCUCUGGUGAAGCACCAGCCGAGCCUUCAGAGACUGGACAUCAGUGGCUGCACUGAGCUGACCAGCCGGUCUGUGGAGGCUGUAGCUCAGGGCCUGAAGUCUCUGACGCACCUCUCCUUGUCCCGCGACUGGAGGAUCACUGAGAAAGGCCUGGCCGAGCUGCUGUCCGUGUCGUCCCUGAAGAGUCUGGAUCUGUCCGAGUGUCUGCACGUCAGCGGAUCAGAGAUGGUGAAAGGCUUGAGGGAGUCCGGUGCUAGUAGAGCUCAGCUGGAGAAGCUCAGCCUCAAGAGCUGCACCUACAUCAGGGAUCUUGCCAUUUUCAAUCUCACCCAGCUGCUCGGGGAUACUCUCUGUGAGCUGGACCUGACCUCAUGCGUCAACGUGACAGACCUGUCUGUGCGCGCCAUCGCCACCUACCUGCACAGGCUGGUGGUUUUGAGGCUCGGCUGGUGUAAAGAAGUGACAGACUGGGGUUUGCUGGGGAUGGUGGAAACGACCAAGUGUGAGCCUGAGGAGGAGACGGAAGACAAGGGUCCCAGGUUCACCCGAACCUUUGGCAACAUGGGUUUCUUCAAGCCGCCUCGUUUGCCUUUCGAGGAGCGACCCAAGCUGGUGACACAGAACGACCUGGAGCAGUUCAAGCAGCAGGCCGGGGCGUCGCUGUUGGCUCUGAGCCGGCUGCAGGAGCUGGAUCUCUCCGGCUGCUCCAAGCUCACUGACAGCAGCAUCACACAGGUGGUGCACCACCCGGACCUCCGACGUCUGUCUCUGUCCAUGCUGCCAGAAAUCAUUGAUGACAGCUUGGUGUCGGUAGCCUGGCGCUGCCGCAGCCUCACCAGCCUGAGUCUCAGCAACUGCCCGGGCAUCAGUGACCGCGGGGUGGCAGAGGCUGCACCUUACCUGCACAGACUCCAGCAUCUCUACCUCUCCGGUUGUAGUAAGAUAACGGACCGAUCCUUGUUGCACCUGGCGCAGCACUGCAAGCGUCUGAGGACUCUCGACAUCUCACGCUGCAAAAACAUUUCCAUAACAACGAUGGACCUCAUCCAGUCCCAGUUUCCCUUCCUGGAGAAUGUCCAGUACAAAUUCAUAGGUGGGGCUGAUCCCACUCUGACACUCUGAGCGAACCACUGGACAUUUCAAUAACAGAGCCUGCUCUGUCAUUGAGCUUCUGCACAUUUCAGCAAUUUGCACAAGAACUGAACCAAGUGUUGUUUGGUGUUUAACUUGUGUAUAUGUUCAUGUAUGUUGCUUGGAUUCAAACCCUAGACUGUAAGUAAAAGAGGCGUCUCUACUAUAUGCAGAUGAUGUCAUUUGGCUCCAGUCUGCAGAGUAGCCAUUGAUGGAAGGAACAUUUUACCCUGUUUUUACAUUAUCAAAUAACAUAUUAAUGAAAACACACAGACAUCAUGUGGGGAGAACGGCCUAAAAUCACAGAAACCCUCUUUGAAAACAAUUAAUUUGACGUUAAUCUUUGAGUUUUUAAUUUGACCCGUUCACCAUCUGCUAACAUGGAGGAGGCGGGGCUUAUGACCUAUACUACAAUCAAACACCAGGGGGCGAUCAAGGUGCUUUGGGGAGUAUCCAAUGCAAUCACGAGAAAUCCUGUGAAGUGAAACACAGCUCAUGAAGAAAGAAGAAACUAUUCUCAGUGUCUAAAGUGAAUGAGAAUUGUUUUCUGGCACAUUUGUAUCUAGAUUUUAAAUGAAUUCCAUAUUUUCUGCGUGUUAUAUUGUAGAAUAAGAAGUUUAUUUUAACAUUCUAACUUAAUUAUUAAUAAGUGUAAUAAAGUGAAUAUAUAUUUACCGAUAUAGAAAACAUUUCACACUACUUUUGUCAUUUCAAUGUUUUCUCUUCACGUUAACCAAUUUAUUUUAAUUUUGACUUGAUUUGAAUGACUCUUGUCCACUGUCGCUUCAGCAACGUGCUUUUGACAACAAAGGUAGACGUGUAGAUCAAAAUGUUGAUUUUUAU